UUGAAUAAACAAACCAUAAAAUGGCGUCGUCAGACCCGAAAGCAGCUUUGCUUAGUACCCAAACGGAAAAGCCAAAUCAUUACACAUACUUGAAGGAAUUUCGUGUGGAACAGUGCCCAUCGUUCCUGCAGCACAAAUGCAAUCAGCAUCGACCAUUCGUGUGCUUCAAUUGGCACUUUAUGAAUCAGAGACGCCGUCGGCCCGUACGUAGACGUGAUGGCUCAUUCAACUACAGUGCAGAUAAUUACUGCACCAAGUACGACGAAACUACCGGAAUUUGCCCAGAUGGAGAUGAUUGUCCAUUUUUGCACCGCACGGCCGGCGACACUGAAAGGCGAUAUCACCUGCGCUACUAUAAAACCUGUAUGUGCGUUCACGAUACUGAUGCACGUGGAUAUUGUGUCAAGAAUGGUCAUCACUGUGCGUUCGCCCAUGGAAUCCACGAUCAGCGCCCUCCGGUGUAUGACAUCAAAGAGCUGGAGGCAAUGCAAGCAGCCGAAGCUAGUGGUGAAUCGUUAAAUGGGCCCAACGUUCUAGACAAGGAGAGGAAUCUAAUGAAUGAAGAUCCAAAGUGGCAGGACACAAAUUACGUAUUGGCUAACUACAAGACAGAGCCAUGCAAGCGGCCGCCUAGACUUUGUCGGCAGGGUUAUGCUUGUCCACAGUAUCACAAUAGCAAGGACAAAAGACGCAGCCCGAGAAAGUAUAAGUACAGAUCCACACCAUGUCCAAGCGUAAAACAUGGUGAAGAGUGGGGUGAGCCAGCCAAUUGUGAAGCUGGUGACAAUUGUCAGUACUGUCACACACGCACUGAGCAGCAGUUUCAUCCAGAAAUUUACAAAUCGACCAAGUGUAAUGAUGUUCAGCAGGCUGGAUAUUGUCCUCGGUCCGUAUUCUGCGCUUUUGCUCAUGUCGAACCUUAUGUACUGACUGAAGAAAUAUCUUCUCGCGAUUUAGAUAGCCAAGCACUUGCUCUUAGCGAUAUGAUAUCUUCGGUUUUGCCUCCAGAUAGCGGUGGGGGAGGGGGAGGUCUUGGCUGCUCACUCAGUAAGAAGGACAAACACGAGCUAGCGGUGAGUGUUCUAAGCUAUCUGGACGGAGGACGGCAGGAGAAUCUACCAUUUGAACUUGAACCGCAGAAUUUUCACUCGUUCUUCCAGCUGCUGCAGAAUGGUAGCGCAGAAAGUAGCGAAUCGGCGAGCACCAGCAGUAUCGGCUCUAAUCAUAGUUCCCACAACAAAGCACCUGGUUCACAGCUACAACAAAAGCAUAAUAAUAGUAGUCUCCUAGGCGUCGUAACGACCGCCAACUGCAAUGGUGGCGGUAACGUCAGCAAUCAAGCCAACAACAGCCUCGGUAGCUUACAAUCAACGUUGUUCAGCAACGGCGGCACCGCUGCUAGCUCACUGCUGUCCAACAGCUUUCCGGACUUUACACCGGAGAUUCGGGCACAGAUGAUGGCUAUCGACAACGAUCUCACGAUGAGCCCACUAGAAAAGGAGCAACGGAAACGUAUGUGUUUGACAUUCAAUCUUAGGAAUAUUGCAUCUUCAUUGGAUGGAGGAGUUUAUGAUAUGACGCGACGUGAUACCAUUCAUGGACUAGACAAUUCAAUUUCAGCUGGAAUAGCAUCCUCUGGCUUACUAGCAAGUAGUUCAGCACCGGUCAACAUUCCCGGUUCACCCAUGGGAAAUUCAAUCUCUGGUCUUCUUCAAGGUACAUCGGCACCGGUCAACAUUCCUGGUAGUUCGAUGAGCAACAAUUUUAGUCCCUCAUCGCAUUCUAAUCUGUUCGGCAUGAACGAUAAUAUGUUCGGAAACAGCACAACACAUCACAUUGGCAGCAGCUCGGCGCCAAAACUGGCCACUUCCUUCGGUCACAGCGGCACCGAUAGUCUCUUCUUUCAGUCACACAUAAUUUCCCCCGUUCUGACCGGAGGCGACGGUGGUUUAUCAGCUAGUCCGGAACUUAGCCGAAUAUCGGAACUAAACUCGCUUAACAAUGAACUUAGUAACAAUAAUACGAACCUGUUGUUCGAUAAUCACAUGCAACAGGCUGUCGCCCAACAGCAACAACAGCAGCAGCAACAAGUUCAACAUCAGCAACAGGCGGCAGCGGUAGCAGCAAUCGCCGCUGCGGCGGCUAAGGGUUCCAAUUCCAAUCCGUAUUCAAUGUCACCACUGGUGGCAUCAGGAAUGGAACGGUUACGGGAUGAACUGGCCAACAAGAAUGCACAAAUGAUCAACUGGGAAGAGCAGGUGAUGCAAGCGUCUAACGCCUGCGAGGCGUGGAAGGCCCAGAUGGAAGAAAGCAACCGGAAGACCGUGCUAGCUGAACAACAACGAGAUGAAGCUUUAUCGCACGUCAAAGCUCUCAAGGAAAAGCUAGAACAAGUAAACAUAAGUAGCAACAGCACCGCUAACAUUCGUGCUAGUGAUCUUCGAGGAUUGCCCUUGACAAAAUUAAAAAACAUUCAGGCAAAAUUGCGCGCUGAAAUCGAAGAGGUAGAAAAGAUUCUCUAUCUUGAAACGGCAACCAAGUGCAUGAAGUGUGAGGAAAACAAUCGCUCGGUGACACUUGUCCCAUGCAAUCACUAUGUCCUGUGCGAUUCAUGCGCGGCGACACAGCGCGAGUGUCCCUACUGUCAAACGCCGGUCACAUCACAGGCGUAAAUUGGCCAAUCAA
Ochlerotatus camptorhynchus is the source of this 2685-nucleotide messenger RNA. RefSeq names its product RING finger protein unk (gene unk). Lineage: Eukaryota; Metazoa; Arthropoda; Insecta; Diptera; Culicidae. Gene Ontology annotation, molecular function: metal ion binding. The transcript is spliced from 11 exons. The record is from RefSeq and is a predicted model, not a curated record. The coding region runs from base 21 to 2672 and encodes 883 amino acids.